GGUCGGUUAUUAAAAAAUCCAAAUCCUUAAACCCUUUUGUUGCUUCAUCUUCUGAAACUCUCUCAUCAUCUUCUCUGAAACUAUGGCUUUCUCUUCGUGUCUCAAAUUCUAUCCAUUUUCUAUCUCUCAAGCUAAAACCCUAACUCAUUAUUCCUUCUCUCUCAAGCUAAAUCCUCCUUCUUCUACCAUCUCUUUCGCUUCUCCUAACUCAGCAGCUCUCUCCUCUUCCGAUGUCAAGCUUCUCGACUCACUCCGUAGCCAGGCUGAUGAUUCCGCCGCACUUCGUCUCUUUAAUUUGGCGUCUAAGCAGCCAAAUUUCUCACCUGAACCUGCUCUUUACGAGGAGAUUCUCCUCCGGUUAGGUCGGUCUGGUUCGUUUGAUGAUAUGAGGAAAAUUCUUGAAGAUAUGAAGAACUCAGGAUGCGAAAUGGGUACUUCUCCUUUCUUGAUAUUAAUCGAGAGUUAUGCUCAAUUCGAAUUGCAAGAUGAGAUUUUAGGUGUUGUUCAUUGGAUGAUUGACGAAUUCGGGUUAAAACCAGAUACCCAUUUUUAUAACCGGAUGCUGAAUCUUCUCGUUGAUGGGAAUAAUCUGAAACUUGUCGAGAUUGCUCACGCGAAGAUGAGUGUUUGGGGGAUUAAACCAGAUGUAUCUACGUUUAAUGUUUUGAUUAAAGCUUUGUGUAGAGCUCAUCAGCUUAGACCUGCGAUUUUGAUGUUGGAGGAUAUGCCUAGUUACGGUCUUGUUCCUGAUGAGAAGACAUUUACAACGAUUAUGCAAGGGUACAUUGAAGAAGGAGACUUGGAUGGAGCUUUGAGGAUUAGGGAACAGAUGGUUGAGUUUGGGUGUUCAUGGUCUAAUGUGAGUGUUAAUGUUAUUGUUCAUGGUUUCUGCAAGGAAGGGAGAGUUGAAGACGCUCUCAAUUUCAUUCAGGAGAUGUCUAAUGAAGGCGGGUUUUUCCCGGAUCAGUAUACGUUUAACACGUUAGUUAACGGUUUGUGUAAAGCAGGGCAUGUGAAGCAUGCUAUUGAGAUUAUGGAUGUGAUGCUUCAGGAAGGGCGAGUAGAAGAUGCGUCUCAGCUCAUGGAUCAAAUGAUUAUGGAAGGACAGAAACCUGACAAGUUCACAUACAACUCGCUUCUAACACAUUUCUGCAGAGGAGGUGACAUAAAGAAAGCUGCGGAUAUCGUGCAAGCCAUGACCUCAAACGGGUGUGAACCAGACAUUGUGACCUAUGGAACCUUGAUAAGCGGUUUGUGUAAAGCUGGUAGAGUUGAAGUCGCAAGUAAGCUUUUGAGGUCAAUUCAGAUGAAAGGGAUUGCUUUGACACCGCAUGCUUAUAACCCGGUGAUUCAAGGGUUGUUUAGAAAGAGGAAAACAACAGAAGCUAUUAAUUUGUUUAGAGAAAUGCUUGAACAGAAUGAAGCUGCACCAGAUGCAGUAUCUUACAGAAUCGUUUUCCGUGGGCUAUGUAAUGGAGGUGGACCAAUCCGUGAAGCAGUGGACUUUCUUGUUGAGCUGUUAGAGAAAGGGUUUGUGCCUGAGUUUUCUUCUUUGUACAUGUUGGCUGAAGGUCUUCUCACUUUGUCAAUGGAAGAGACACUAGUCAAGUUAGUUAACAUGGUGAUGCAGAAAGCUAGAUUCUCGGAGGAAGAGGUUUCAAUGGUGAAAGGUUUGCUUAAAAUCAGGAAAUUUCAGGACGCUUUGGCCACUCUUGGCGGUGUCUUGGACAGUCGUCAGCCGAGGAGAACUUACCGGUCAAGAUGAUACCUUUAGAAAAAAGUAUCAUUCCCAAUUUCGUAGAAGAUAUGUAUGAUGUUAUGAAUAUGAUUUCUAUAAAGUUUUGAAGUAAUU
Messenger RNA from Arabidopsis arenosa, 1852 nucleotides. The record is from the annotation of a GenBank genome assembly. Lineage: Eukaryota; Viridiplantae; Streptophyta; Magnoliopsida; Brassicales; Brassicaceae.